ACCGAACCUGACCAGCGACUCGAACCGAAACCAUGACAAGAAUUUGAAAAGUUUUGGACUUUGAUUCUGAUGUCAAACCUCCCAUAAACAGCUUCGGAGUCGCAAACCGCUUGAUUUUUGUUUUAGUAUUUCUUAAAUUUGAUCAAUUAAUGCUGCUGUUUCUUGUCUUCUAAAUUUGAAUUAUCAGUUUUUUUAGUUGCACGAUUGAUCAACAAUGGGCAAGAGAAAGCCUCAAAAUGGAAAUAUUGCUGCGAUUCCAAUGUCAGCUGUUUAAAACUUGGGAUCGAGCUGUUUAAAACUUGGGGGAUAGCCAGCAAGGGACCUAUCCGGUCGGAUGGGGAUUAGUCCAAAUAUGGAAGGCUUAAAUGUCAUAGUUGGUAUCUGUAUCCGUCCAGGAAAACUCAUGAACCCUUUACAAAAAAAAUAAAAUCUUGUGCCUUUGCAAUAGUAAUGUUAUCAUGAAUUUCUGUUUGGGCAUUGUUAUAUGGAACUGAGAAAGUUCACUUGCUGUUAAUGUGCAUGAUUUACCCUUACCAAUUUACUGCAUACUUUCAAACAUGUACUGUUCGUAUAGUCACUCACUUUUAGCUGAUCUUUCAAAUGCUUAAUGAAUGAAAAGUGGAGAAAUUACGGAUUAGCAUAUUUUGUUUUUGACAGAGGUUUAUUCUCGACUGUGUAAGCAUCGUUCAUGUUGGAAACACAUGGUAUUGAGCUUGUAUACUCAUGGAAAGAAGAUAAAUAAACAAAAAGCUGAAGAGGUGAGGAGAUUAGCUUUGGUAUUCCCGUGCUCUUUCGGUACUUUUCCUACUCGUGAGCGAUCAAAGAGGAGAAUUAAGCAUGACCGCCCAAUUGUUAAAGCUACUAAUGAAGAAAAGAAAAAGGAAAAGAUGCAUAGUGGAGAAUUUGACUGCUACUUUUUGAAUUUGUGGAAGGGAUUCUCAGAAGAUAAGAGGAGUGAAUUUGCUUACCUGGAUAGUAUGUGGUUCGGCUUAUACUUGACAGCAUCCUUUAAAGGAAAAGUACUUACUUGGAUACGGACAAAGCAAAUUUUUUCAAAGACAUAUGUCAUUGUUCCUAUUGUUUGCUGGGGUCAUUGGAGUGUCUUAAUAUUGUGUCAUCUCGGUGAGACUUCUGAAUCGAAGGACAGAACACCCUGUAUGUUGUUGCUGGAUUCACUUGAAAAGGCUAAUCCAAGGCGUCUUGAGCCAGAUAUAAGAAAAUUUGUCUUAGACAUAUAUGGAUCAGAGGGCAGGGCUGCAAAUAAAAAACUGAUUUCUAAAAUUCCAUUAUUGGUACCCAAGGUUCCGCAACAAAGAAAUGGCGAAGAAUGUGGCAACUAUGUUCUCUACUUUAUAAAUUUGUUUAUGCAGAAUGCUCCAGGUGAAUUUAGCAUCAACAAGUACCCAUAUUUCAUGGAUAAGAACUGGUUCAGCCCUGAAUGCUUGAUGCGUUUUUUUGAGGAACUGGAAUUAUUUGAAAAGUGAAUUGUAAUGAUUGCUAUCACUGAGUAACUGUGAAUAGCUUUUUGAUUCGAAUCGUUUGAGGUUAUACAUAGUUGAAGUAGCAGUCAUCAUGUACAUAUCUUUCCUGCAAAUUGCAGAUGGGAAGUUUGACAAUUUUGUCAUAUUUUUUUUAAGUUAGAUCAUUUUCAAUUGCACAAUCUUGGUGUUUGACAUCCUGAAUCUCAGAACUGUAAAUUCAAAAAUAUAUAACAUUUAAACUAUCAGUGAA
Molecule: messenger RNA, 1731 nt
Organism: Mercurialis annua (annual mercury)
Lineage: Eukaryota; Viridiplantae; Streptophyta; Magnoliopsida; Malpighiales; Euphorbiaceae
Product: probable ubiquitin-like-specific protease 2A
Exons: 7
Coding region: 702-1484 (260 amino acids)
Biological process (GO): proteolysis
Molecular function (GO): cysteine-type peptidase activity
Source: RefSeq, a predicted model, not a curated record